This is a messenger RNA of Brassica rapa (field mustard), 17990 nucleotides long. RefSeq names its product dehydration-responsive element-binding protein 2D. Gene Ontology annotation, cellular component: nucleus. Lineage: Eukaryota; Viridiplantae; Streptophyta; Magnoliopsida; Brassicales; Brassicaceae. Gene Ontology annotation, biological process: response to stress; positive regulation of DNA-templated transcription. Gene Ontology annotation, molecular function: DNA-binding transcription factor activity; transcription cis-regulatory region binding. The record is from RefSeq and is a predicted model, not a curated record.
CGUGUUAUAUGAGCUUAAAGCUAGGUAACCAUUGACUUGACUACUGAAAAAUCAGUUGUCUGGGACAUCAAGAACAAACUAUAGUAUAAAAAUCAACGAUGUCGAUGUAUAGGGAAGUGAAAUUUGAUUAGAGAGUAUAGGAUUGGUGUUUCGAGUGUUAUAAAAUAUGAUGUAACUAGGAUGUGGUAUAGUCAUGGAGGAGAGCAUGGGAGGAAUGGGAGAGACCAGGGGCGAAGCCAGCAAUAAAAUUUAAUGGGUGCAUUUAUUAAAUAAAAUAUGUUAUCUGUACAUAUAUAUAUAAAAAGUUGGAGUGAUGGGUGCCUUGAACUCACGAACUGAUAGAUUAAUGGGUGCACUAAUUGCCAACUCAGCUAACUGAGAUACAAUUGCUAGGCAUAACAUGAGAAUUAUUAUAACAUAAUGGGUGCACGGGCACCCUUAACCACCAACGUGGCUUCGCUCCUGGGAGAGACGCAAAGAAAAAGCGCCACGUGGAUAUUCACGUGGGAGAGGAUGAGGUCACACGUGCGUGGUGAAAGAGUGGGGGGUCCGCGGUUAGAUACGGAGAAUCCUAAUGGGCCCUGUUCUCUCCUGAGAUAAGUUCACGUGGUGACUUGCACUAUUAGAUAACCCAAAUAAUUAACAAAAGCAAGAAAACAAAUUUCAUCAUAGAAAGAAAAAUAUUUUGCAAUAAAAUUUAGUGACAUAUUAUUUUCUAAUAAAAUGUUAUUUUUUAUCAAUGUGAGAAAAUAUGCACUAUAUAGACAUAAAAUUGUGUAAAAGAAUAAACGAAGAUAGAUUCUUCUUCUGCAGUACUUUGCAGUCGGUAGAUUCUCUCUGACUUCAUCUAGAAAUUAAUUUCACAAAAGCAAACAAUUUAUUUUUGGUAAUGGAAGAUCUGUAUUCUAUGCAUGAUAUAGUAGGUGAGGUCAGAAAUGGUUUAACAAGAAUAUUUUGACUCCGUACAUUGUUAUUACUUUUAAAUAUGAGUUUUCUUUAGCUACUCUUCGUCGAGUGACUCGAGUCAUGUAUAAUUAAUUCAAACCGAUUAAACUAAUAUAUACAAAUUGGUGUGGGAAUGUUACUCUAAUUCUAAAACAAAUAUUUCGACGUGAAGACACUUAUUAUUUUAGGGUUUUCUCUCUUAUGAAUAACGUGGGAAACUAACGCCUAGCAAGAUUUGACGAUAAUUAGUUCGGUGGAUUGAUCUGGUACUAUAUUUAAUUUAUUUUCUGUAAAAACAAACAAUGACGAGCAAGUUGGGUACUAUCUGAUGCCAAUCUGAACAUUAAUACCUUUGCACGAUAAUAGAGAUUGAUACGUUUUACCGAAUUUUCAAAUCUCAUAGUUGCCAACUUGUUCUCAUGUUAUAAUUUUCUUCUUCCGGAUUUGUGUCUUGUUACUAAAUAAUAUCGCUAGGAUGCUCAGUAUUCACACUUCUAUUUGCGUUGCUGAGACGUGUAAAUAUGAUUAAACCCAAAAACACAUACAUGUGUGUUACACAACCGUACUUCUUCUUUUUACCUUUUGUAUAAAACUUUUAAUGUUUUGAUUUUUUAUUACUUGAAUGAUUAAUCUUUACACUUAAAAAAUGCGUUUAUGUUUUCCCAAAUGAAUUAACAAAUAUUUGAGCAAAAAUUAUAAUAUGUGUGAAAAAUGGUGAUAUUUGGAAACAAAAUGUAAAUAAAAAGUAACCAAAUAAUAAUUAGUAAAACUAAAUAAUUUAUAGUUAUUUUACCAAAAGGGAUAGUAAUGAAUUUACUGCGUAUAUAUAUUUACAGAUUAGGUUUUACCAGUAAACAUCCGGCAUUAGAGUCAAAUAUAUGUGAAACGCCGUAAAAUACAGUAUAUAUAUUUUCUGAAACGAUGUACUAGACUUUGCAUUGAAUUCUACACUUAUUUUGUGAACAAUAUCCAUAUUGAAAAUUGUGACAAUGUAAUAACGAUAACGGUGUAACCAGAAGAGGCCCCAUGUGGGGGCAGCAUGUUUCAAAAUAUAUUGUUUGCUUUUUUUUUUCCGUCAACUGAAAUACAUUAGACACCAAAUAGAUACAAUAUGAGAUACAUAAGUGGGCGGAACACGUUAAAAUGGCCAGAAACAAAAUCCAUCAGAAGGAAGCUACAACCCAAACAAGGUGACAUACAAGCAGAUCGAAACAUAACUUGAGAUAUAAGUCUAAAGUAGAUUUCUACAGCUAGAAUCCACAUACAAUCCUUAACCGAUCAAAGAUAAUAUAGUCCCGAGUCUAAAUCAGCCGGAUGUCUUGCUAUGUUACACCACCAGCUAAGGGAGCAAGCAAGAAGAUCUAUAAUCCAAAACAUAAACUUACCUGAACCUUCCCUUCCACGAUGAAGAGCCAGAAGAAGAUAAAUGUGUGUUCCAGUCGUGGCAUAACAUUUUUUUGUUCGCAAUUUGUUUAGUUGUAAAUUUAUUUAGUUGUAAACUCAUUUAUUAUUCGCAAUUUGUUUACUUGUAAAUUAAUCAGCCGCAACAUAACAUUUUCUUUAAACAUCAUUGAUUUCGUCCCUUUUAAAAGGUCCAAUCGGAACCGUACAUACUAAGAGCAUGAUUGGAUAACACAUAUGGCGUAAACAAAAUUAGAGUAAAUAAGUUUUCUGCUCAGUUACUCUAUUUUUUGCCAAUCAAGAAAAAUGUGUUUUCAACUCAUUCACGAGCAAAAAAAGUAAAAAUAGAAUAAUGUAUUCCUCUUGCUUAGAUGAGAGAGAAACUUUACUCUGGAUUUUAAUUUUACUUUUUCUCCAAUUUUUGUCUUUUUCCCACUCAUUUACUCUAAUUAAUACCAGUCAAAGCCUAAGAGCUUCUCCCGCAGUUAUGAGGAAGAGUUUGUAAAAAAUAAACAAUAAUACUCCCUCCGUUUUUUAAUAUAAGUCGUUUUAGAGAAUUUUUUUGGUUCUAAAUUAUAUGUAGUUUUCGAUUUUCUAUGUAACAUUUAUUAAUAAUUAAUGUUGUCUGACCAAUGAUAAUAUAUCUUCUAUUUUUCUAUUGGUUGAAUUGUGGUUAGGUAAAUAAUUAAUGAUGUUUUUGUUUCGAAAAUAUAAGAAAUUAAUAAUUUUCUUAAUCUAUGUGCAUAGCUUUAAAACGACUUAUAUUAAAAAACGGAGGGAGUAAAAGUUAAGAACAGUAACUUAAAAGAUUAAAACCGAUCCUUUAUUUACACAUUUUUGGAACCUUACAAUAUACCCAUGUGCCAAAUGGAUCAUUGUGAGUGGUUUAUUUUGCAAUUUUCAUCUAGAACAAAAAAUCAUAAUUAAAACUGUAUUAAAAAACAUUAACUUUAAAUGAGAAGAUACUGAAAACAAAGUAUAUGCCGUUGAGGCUGCUCUAAGUUUAACCGGAGAAACAUAAUUAUAAGUUACACAAAAACAGCAGAAACUAUUUAACAAGCAAAUUAGCAAUGGUGAAAAAAAGAUGGAAUUUUAAUAUAUACCACUUUCUUGGUAUCAUUCUUCAUUUUUACUACCACUAAAGAUAAAUUUUCAAAUUGAAGACCAUCGUUGUUUUUUUUUUUGAUUUUUUGGAUUUCGUUAUGGUUUCGGUUCAGUGUUUUUUUGAUUUUUUGGAAUUUCGGUUUAUGAAAAUUAGCUAUUAUAAUAGAACCAUGUCUAAUUUGGUUUGAUUUGGUUUAUAUAGCAAUUUAUUCAGUGUUAUACCAAAAAAACAUAACUUAUUUAUCUUUUAUAACAAAUUUUAGAUUAUAUGAAUAGAAAUAAGAUUUGUUAAAACAUAAAUAUAUAUUCCUUACUCUAACUUUUAAAUAUAAUAUUCUCUGCUUUAUUUACAUAUUAAAAUAAGAGUAAGAAAAUAAUAAUAUCAUUGUAUUGUUAUAUUUUACCACAAUGAGUUAUCAAAAAAGUAUGAUUUAUUUAAUUUGAUGAAAAUGAGAAAAAAAAACUAUUUUAACUUAAACAAAAUAAAAAUUUAUUAAAAUCAAUGUUUUGAUUAUGAAUAUCAUAUUUAAUAAAUAAAUCAUGCAUAUAUUAUCAAUAUUAUUAUACAAUUUACAUAUAAGUAUACUAAAUUUUUUAAUUAAUCGGUUUGAUCGGUUUAUAUACCAAAUAAUAUCUAUAUACUGCGGUUUCUUAAAAAUAACAUUCAUUUAGUUUAUUUGGUACUACCAAAUCCAAACUACUUUCUCUAUUUUGGCUAUGUUUUACCGGAUUGAACACCCCUAAUUCUCAGAGAUUUUACUAUCAUUUGAAACGUUUCGCGACACAAAUCUCUAGACUUCCAAAAAGAACCACCUACUAAAAUUUUAACCAUCAUCUCUGGCUUUGAAAUUUGCUGUCUCCAGGCUCAAGGAAUACAUUCAUCUCCAAAUCUCCUAUCAAAAAUGAUUAUACACUAAAGGGGUACCAAACCUGGAAAACCACCUCCAUGGAGUUGUUAGAACCACUGUCAAUGAAACCGAUCUCAACUGCCAACGACAAACUCUAAAGUCUCAAUGACUAGGACUUUCAGUUUCACUUUUUGCCAUCUUCGAAACAGAGAAUACUCACAAGCCACCAAUACUCCUAACUUAUUUAUCGAGCCACCACACUAUAAAUUCCACUUCAUGAACAUAAAUUUCAAAAUUUUGUCUCCAAUACCUACCACAUGUCAACAAUUCCGGCAUAUUCGAUUGCCGGAGGAAAAGGAAGGUGGAUGACCUCAAACGUCGUUUGACAAAAAAGUUGUCAACCGAUAGAUAUAUCUGGAUCGAAUAAAAUUUUAAAAAGAGAAAAAACAAUAGGGUCUGAGAUUCACCUGCCACGCAAAGGCCACUCCCUAAACUUUUAGGCGAAUAAUAACAUGAUCAGUAAGAACAUGAUUAAUGGAGGUUCUUAGCGUAGAGUUCUUAGUGGAAUAUAAAAAAUCGUCUCUUAAUUUUUAACUAAAAAAACUAAAAACUGAUUUUUAAAUAUCUUAUGAACCUCCUAUAAAUCUUGCUCUAAGUAUAAGCGUUUAUUAUAACAUUCCUCUGAUGAAUUGGAAAAAAGAAGCAACUAAUAUUUUCUGGAAAUAACGAUGAUUAAGUGUCAGAAAAUAAUUUGAAUAACUAAACAACUGACUUGAAAAAUUAUUAAACCAUUUGGUUUAUUUUCGAUUUUGUUUUUUCAUUCAUCAUCGGCUCUUACAAAAUAAUGUCAAGACGGAGUUGCUUGCGAUGCAAGCACCAGAUCCAUGAAUUUUUAUUUAUCAAUCCAUUGAUUAGAGGCUAUGAAUUAUAUGUACGUCACACUCCGAUAUUUUUCUAUUUUCUUUUGGCAUCUUUCUUCAUCAUCUAUAAAGAGAAAAUUCGAAUUAAUGUUCAAUAAAAGAGAAAAUUCAACUUAUAACACGGGAAAAUAGUUCAGAACGAAGACUUUUAUAAACUUAAUAAUACAAAGUAUUAAUUAUUAGUAUAUUUGAUAUGUAUUUGAAAAUAAAUAGAAUUGCGAAGGGACAAUUGGCACAGUGAAACAUGUCUGCGUGAAGGAGAACAAAAACUAUUCCAGAAUUUAUAAUGUUUCCAUCUUGAAAUAUGGUCCAUAUUUCAUAUACUGUGAUUUAAUAUAUAUGCUUCGUCCGGAUAUGCUGUGAAAAAUGCUUGCACUUUAUUUUCAAACUGUGGCCUAAAAAGAAAGAGAACAAAAGUAUUUGAUUGUGUGAACCUUUUUUUUUUUGUCAACAAUUGAUUUUGUGAAUUUAGAGACUAACGUUUUUCAUGAUUGGACAUCUAUGUUUUUUUUUGGGUGUAAAUUGGACAUCUAUGUUUAAUUGCAAAAUAGUUGUUUCUCUGGCUAUGGAAUAUAAAACAUGAAAUCACAUCGUUUGUUUUCUUAUUCAACACUCAUGAUUUUUAAUAUAUCAAUUAACAUUUAUGUUUUUUGGGUGUCAUUAAACUUCAUUAAAACUAUUUAAAUCUUUAUAAAUUUAACUACAUAUAUAAAUGUGUGUGUGUCUACUAUAGUGUUCGAGAAAGACUUGUUGAAAAACAAUUUGAAAAUCCUUACCUCAAAAGAGGAGACCGCCACACUGUUACGCAUUUCUAUGUACUGUUUUCUAUUGGUUCUUUCAUCAAUUAUACAGUAUCAAUUAUCAAUUAUAGUACUAUAAAUUACUCUCCUAAUCGGACCAAAUCCAACACUCUUUUGUACACAAUAUUCCCUCCUCAAGCUCAUGGAUUUUUUGCCUAUUAAAAUAUCACCACUACACCUUUGUUUUUGUUUGUUAUACACACUAGCCUUGGUUGAUUAUCAUUUUAAUACCUUUUUGUUGGGUUAAGGAUUAUAUUAGCAUCUUAGUAUAUAUCAUCAAAAUGCAAUUAGUUGUUAUUAAUUUUCUUUGACCCAAACUCAAAUCUGAUAUUUAGGUCUCUGAAGAGGAUUUUGGCUGAAUGUUUACUUUUUCUUUGAAUUUUCAAUUGAGUUAAUUUACAUGUUAUAUAGUUGUGUUUGUUUUCAAAAACAGAAGAUAUGACUUCUAUGUUUUCAAAACAAAGUAUAUGAAAUGUUUUUCAAAUAUGAUUUGGCAAUCACAAACUUAAUUAACGUAAAAUCACACAAGUACAUGUAAAGAUACAUGUAUAUAUUUAGCAUCUAGUAUAUAUGUUUUAAAUUUUGUAGCACACUUUUUAUCUAGUAAAAAUGUACAUGCAAACAUACAUAUGGAUUUAAAGGAUUAGUCGAUUUUGUGUGUGUUAAGAGUCACUUGUUCAUGUAUACACACAUAGUUAUAUGUGUAUAUGUUGUUACUAGUUUUUCCUGGUAUGAAUGUUGUUGCUAGUUAUUUACAUAUAUUUCUUAUUUUCCUUAUAUGGAUGGAUACUCGGUAAAACCAAUUUUUUUUUCUAUUAAUAUUUUUAAAUAAGUUUUUUCUAUUAAUCAGUUUCAUGUUCACACAUAUUUAUAUGUAUAUAUAGGCUGUUACUAACUCUUAUAUAUAUAUAUAUAUUUCUUUGUAUGUUUAUUCUAUUAAUCAGUUUCGUGUAUACACUCACAUAUUUAUGUAUAUAUAUUUUGUUAUUAAUGUUUUAUUGAUCAGCCUGAUUAUGAAAUAGAGUUGUGCAAUGGAGAUACGGGAGAAAGCUUAAUAAAAGAGAAAGUGAAGGAAAUGUCUUAAUCAAGCAAGAGAAAUGAGGACAAAUGGUGGAGAUAACCUAAAAAGGAGAUCACACGUUAAAAACAAUGGACGUCGACCUAACACUCUUCUCUAUUCACCUCAUAAUAGUUUACUUCCUUUCCUAUUUAUUAUUCUUCCAAAUUUGUUUUUUUGUCUUUUUUUCUGGUAAACUUGUUAAUAUAAAGAAUAUUAUGUAAUUCUUGGAAGUACAAACUAUACACUAGUAUUCUUGUUCUUCGUCUUCUUUUUACUAAAGUUUUCGAUUGUUGGUCCCAUGAUCUUUCUUCACGCCUCUUUUUAAUCCAUAUUAUCCUGUUUCAUUUUAGACUUUUGCUAAAUUUAAUUCUAUACGUUUAUUUACAACCUUAAGUAAUUAAAGUCAGUUUUACUCUCUUACGUGUGUUAGACCAAAAUGAUUUUUUUUUUUGAAGGACCAAACGAACUAUUGUACGAAAAUAUAAACCUUUUCUGAAAAUGAACGAAGAAGAACUCAUUAAACUUUUCUCAAAAAAAGAGAACUCAUUAAACUUAAACACACUUUUGCUCUAAAGUCAUAACACUCUCUGCCUCGUCAAACUUUUAUGCAACUUAUUUUAUUAUUCCAUUGGUUAAAACUGACUAUGCGUAACUUUAUCGUGGCAUCAUCGUGGGUUCCUUUUUGAGUUCGGAACCAUCUUUUUCGAAUCAGUCAGCCAUACAAUACAAGUGGUGAGUAAAUUUUUGUGCAUUAAAUUUAUAUUUAUGCAUUAUACUAUUAAGUGGACCGUAUGUUGUAAUAAUGUCGAGUUUUGAUUAAUUAGUGGACCUUACACACAACUGUCACUUGCGAGAUUUUUGGUCAUGAACCAAACAUAUCCACCUUUCUCAUGCAAAAAGUGUCCCAUACAUAAUCAAAUGUUAACUAUAUAAUAAUACAUAUGAUUUGGUCAAGAUAUUAUUCGCCAUCAGUGGAUAAUUUUAUCUAGGGUUACAGAGUCGAGUUUGGUUUCCUAUAAAGCCCUUAUUAGUGACCGCAAGAAAAAAAAGUGUCAGAGAACUCUUUAUUAUUUACGCGAUCGCUCUCUAAUUGAUCGUAUAAUUGGUCCAAUAAUGAAUGGUUUGUGAAGUAUGAUGUCUCCUAAAUAUAAUAUUACUUUUUAUCACCGUGGAAGCGAUUAACGAAACCAGUGUCAUCUAUCGAUCUUAUUUACGACGUAAUGAUCAGACUCAGCAUUACACUCUCACAAGAUCGAAUAUAAAUAUCAUAUUGUAUUAUAUAUCAUAGAUGAAGACAUCAAAAGAUACGUAUACAUAAAUGAUACGCUGAUAAAAUAAAAUUUUAAAAGGUAUUUAAUUGUGAAAGUAAUAACUUGGUGGACAAUUAGUGUCACGUGAAAGAGAGAAGUGGAGAUGCUUGAGAAGUAUGUAAAAGAGAUUCGUUAAGACUUUUGAAAAGUGAGAGCGACAGAGCAACUUAGUGAGAUGAGUUCCCAGCACUUUUUCUUUCCUUCAUGCUCAUUUACAGCUCAACUUCCUUUUGUUUUGUUUUUCUUUUUUUUCAGAAUUUUUCUAUAAUUAAUUAAUUCGAUUCUGUAUCAUAUAUAUGUAACACCUAUAACAUUCGUCGGAUCUAAUGGUGGUUCAAUGUUGACAAAAUGCAUAUUUUGUAUAACUAUCAAGGUUCAAAUCUCGGAAUUAUGGCACAUAAAUAUGAAGAAUUUGAUCCAAACGAAAGAAAUACUUAAACAUGAGUAAACGAUUUUUUUUUUUGGGUAAAAAGAGUAAACGAUUUUUAGUGGUUAGACCCCUCUUAUAUGUUGCUAAAAAAAUACCCUCUUAUUUUUUUUUGUCAAACUACUACUUGCAUUAUAAUUUAAAGAUGUUCAAGUUUCAACAAGAAGACGGUUAAGACCUGAGCAUGCUAAAGCAUCAGCCUGCAAAUUUUCUAGUCGAGGUACAAAAGUAAAUGAGAUUGGACAGAAGAGAGUGGCAAGGUUUCUAAUGUCUUGGAGGACACCCGCGAUCUCAUUCAUAUCCCGCCCUUCACGCAGGGCCAAAACAAGGACUUGGGAGUCCGAAAGUAUUUGGAGACUUUGAAGCUUUGAGUCUUUAGCCUUCUUGAGUGCUUCACGCAUAGCCAAGGCUUCAGCCAUCAGUGCAGAACUAACAAAGAAUCUGUUAGAUGACCCUCGACAGAUGACUUCUCCUUCAGUGUUUUUGAUUAUCCAACCCAUUCCUCCUGCUUUAGUGCUUUCCUGCCAAGCCCCAUCACACCAACAAGAAGGGGAGUCUAUAGGAUUUUUACAUACUGGUGUUCGCUUCUUCUGAUGUUUAGCCUCCUUAACAUUUGCUUCCUCCCACGCUUUUGCCUCCACAAUCGACUUUGAGAUAAAAAUACCCUCUUAUAUAUGUUGUUUUUUCAUAAGAAAUUCUUCUCUUUUUGGCCAAAACCCAAAAAAAAUUUCAACUCCGAAUUUUAUUUUGUUUAACAAUAAAUAGAGUUCAAACACUUGUAUGGUGGAUUAAAUAUGAACUUACAUUUAAGGUCAUUACGCCAUUGGAUCGACUCAAUCAUAUUGUGGAUCACUAGAUUUUUUAAAAGUAGACAUAAUUGUUAAUAAAAUAUGAAUUAAAAAGAUAUAGGAAGCAUUUUAUUUGAGAUUAAAAAACCCCAAACUAUUGAACACGGACACAUACUUAGCGUUUAUUUUAUUAUUUUUCACGUCGACCAUAAUAUUAUAAUUACUACGCAUGAUCCUUUUCCUUUUUGAUCAAACAGCACAAGUUUUCAUGUCGAAAAAUCAAACUUAAGACUAAGUUAUCAACGUUCUUAUUAGUACGUUAAACAUUACCUGUACGUAACUUAUACGUCGUAACUAUAAUAUAAUGGUGGAUGCGAAAAUAAUAAAUUGAAGAGAAAGAUGAAAGAGAUAAAUUUGAUUGGGACAUCGUCGAAGAUACGGGGCCAAAGGGAUUUGAUUCGAGAUCUUCACUAUGUCUGCCUAAAAAUGGUUACCGUGUGCAGCACCGAGUUUUACGAUACUCCCCACAAAUUUGGCAAACAUUUUUUGACCCUUUGAAAUAGUAAAGAGACGAUCAAUUAUGUAAUAAUAGUUUUGCAAAUUUUAUCACACUUUCCAAACAUCAGAUUUCAUAACAUUGAUUGAAAAUAUUCCUAAUAUCCAAUAAGUUAUUUUAAAAUUUGAUUCGUACAUAUGAUUAAUCUAAUAAACUUGAGUUUCAAAUAAUUUUUAUAAAUGCUAAAUUCAAUAAAUUUCAAUAAAAUAUCCCAAAUUAUUUAUCCAAUAUAUACCCCCUUAAUUUGGUAAAAAUAUAAAGCCAGCAUUUUAAUUUCCCCUUAAUAAACAAUAACAAUAGUUUAUAUAUAACCUAUAGAUGUGAAAACUAAUAAACUCCAAUGAAGCUUUGAUCGGAAUUCCUAUCAAUCAUCGUAAAGGGGACCUCUUGUGUUUUUCUAAUUUGUUAAAAAUUAACAGUGUUUUUUUUUUCUUAUAAAGGUUUCUUCUUUCUUUUUUGUAUGACAAUCAAUAAUGAGUAUAUAUAUAUUUAAUAGUGUUUUGUUGUUUUUGGUUUUCCUUUUCCAUAGUCGACAUGAAUUGAGGGUUUCGGAAUGUACCUAAUUGUUCAAAUUUAAAGUUUUGAACAAAAGCUAAAAGCCUAAAACCCAAAGCCUCCAUGAACAACGCACUUUGGCAAUCAUUCUCCUAACAUCUUGAAAGUCUAUAUAAGAAUAUUAAAUGUAAUGUAUUAAUAAUGAGUGAUAAUGUGGACUUUUAUGAUGCUUUUGAGUUGGAAUACACAUCACAUUUUUCUGUCCUCUAAAUAUAUAUAUUUUAAAUCCCGCCAACAUAUAAAUCUGUUUACAUAUUAGGUGUUUUGGAGUGUGUAAUGUGUAUAUCUUGAGUGAUUAAAACAUAAAUAGAUGAAAAGUAAUUGAUCACAAAUAUUUAAAUUUAUUAGAAUAAAAGGGUUAUAUCCACAGAUAAAAAAGUAAAAUCAGAGACAAUUUUUCAGAUUACAUUGAGAUUACAAAAACAUAAAAUAUUUAAGACAAUUUUAUAUUUUAUAACCUCAGCAAUGAUACUUACUACAUGUUUAAUCCAAUAAAAGUGGCUCUAUAUUGUUAGGCCCAAGACCAUCUCCAAUGCAUUUUGUUAUUUUCACCUCUAAAAUAAGAGAACUCUAUAAUAGAAGUGAGAUAUGUUCCAAUGUAUUCUCCUAAAAUAGCAAUUUCUAAAAUAUAGAGUAAAAAAUAGAGGAAUGCUAUUUCUUCCUCUAUAAAUAGAGGAAAAAAUAGAGAUCUCUAUUAUAGAGGAAGAAAUAGAGGUGGGUUGGAACAAUUUCACCUCUAAAUGCUAUUAUAGAGGUAAAAAUAGCAAUGGGUUGGAGAUGCUCUAACAUCAUCUCUAGAUCCAUGACUCGUUAACUGGUUAGCGGGACCCUCGACAAAAUAAUAAUAAUGAAUCAUAUCAUUUUAAGGUAUAUCAACAUAGAUAGAUGAGUAGGGAGCCGGUGGUCAAGUGGUAAAGAAAAAAGUUUAGGAUGUCUCUGUCAUGCGGAAACUAAGUCAUAUUUUAUUGAUCACUUUACACGGAUAUAAGUUUCUGUUUUUCGGUCCAUUUGAAUAUCCGAAAAGGUCUAUCUGUAAACUACACUUUACUCUCAAAGAUUAAGUCUGUGUUUUCAAUAGAUCCGGGUUUGUCUCUUUUCAACUAAAAAAAACAUAGACAGACACAUAAUCAUAUACGACCAGUAAAACAUUGAUAUAUGUGAAAACAAACCCUAACGGAAAAAAAUAACCGUCACCAAGAAAAUAAGACUAGAAGGAUAAACACAAAACUCUUAGCAAGAUUAAAGACAAACCCUUACAAUAACAUAUUACUAAAUCUGAAAAUCGAGAGAAACUCUCACAAUCAUUCGAAAGCACGGACACAUAGCUAACUGCUCAUAAAAUUGAUAAAACGAAAUUUACAAAUUUUUUUAUUAUAUGCUCAUAAUAUUUCCAAAUAGUAAUCACCACAGUACACCAAAAAGACGAAUCGUCAAAUUAAUAAAUGUAAUAUCGUACGACAUAAAACAACAUUGCAUAUGCUUUGUCCAAAGCUCUCUAUAUAAAGAUUCCUUUAUUAUUAGCAAAACUUUGAGAUGAAAGCUGUGAUUCGUUUUUCUACGAAAGCGAUGUGUAGCUAGUAUUGUUUUUGUACAUUAACUGAUUAACAUCGAUUGAAAUUUGCAUAAGACGGUUUUGUCGCAACACAGACGAACAAUUUCAAAGCCCACGUGCUUCGAACUCGUCUUUAUCCUACUACAGUUUCUAUUGGUCUCCUAAUCUCCCAUUGAUUAGAGGUUCUAUUUUCUUUCAUCUUAAGUUUAACUUAUGGGCCGUCCAAAGAACAAAAAAUUAACUUAUGAGAAAACUAUAGUAUUCUUGUUAAUGAAACGAACUUCACCGAUAAUCAUGUGGCUGCCUGUAUGGCCCAUUCUACAUGGAGCAUUUAUGAUAGAAAACCCUAUAUAUCCGUUUUGAAAAACCUAUAUAUCCAUUUAGAAUGGGCCAAUUCUACAUGGAGCCAAUAUAUUUUAUGGAAUUAUAUGGGCCCUUUUUUUAUAUCAACUCAUGAUGAAGCUUUUCUUGCAAGUAUCAGUGUAAACUUGAUUCUAGCUGUUUUGUUCUGAAGAUUUGACAAGUCCUUGCAGUGAAGAACUGUAGAUGAUAAAUUACCUUAAAAAAACAAAAAAAACUAUUAUGGAUAUUAAGCCUUCUUCUUCUUGUAUUUCUAAUCUAAAACUUAGGUUAGUUGAAUAAGUCUAACUAACGCGUUCUUAAUCGGUUGACGAGGCAUGAACUAGCAAAAGUCUACAAAAUUCAAAUGACCUCAUAUGUAAAAUUAAAAAAUGAACGAAAAUGAUGUUGGAUCCUUAUAACUCAAUAUCCUUGAGCACCCAUCACCGAAGAAUAGAAAACGUUAAAGUACUAAAGGUCAAAGGAUAGAGCUUUUAGUACGGUUCUCUGGUCGACGAUUACUUGAGUUAACCAAAUAAUAAUGACUAUGAUCUCAUCUAAAUCUACUAAAGAAAGAAAAUCAACUUACUUUUGUAACAGAUUCCUCGAAACUCUUUAGCACGACGCAUAGACACGGUUUCUUGCUUCCACUGGAAACGUUAGAUAUCUCAGUCAAAAUCAACCUUAAUGAUAUAUAAUUAAAUAUCUCUUUGCUUACAAGGUAUAACUAAAACCAACUCAGACUAUACACCAAAAUACAACGCACUCAUCAUCACCACAGAGACACAGUAAACAAAAGUCUGACUGGAAACAAAAGAAUUUCGGACAUACUUACUAACUCAGUAAACCAUGGGACAUAAUCAGACGCCGAUGCAGACGGCGAUACAGACCAAACCACGAGGUAUGCAGAUUCUACUAUCAAGAUCUUCAUGAAUAAUUUUUUCAUAUUUAAAUGUUCUGAAUACGUGAUUUUGCUAAUUUUUACAAUAUUCAUCAAAUUUUAAUGUGUUUAAAUUUCGAAAAGUAAUUCCUAAAACCAUUCCGUGUUGUGUUUAUGAUUGUUUACAAAAAAAAAUUAUUUAAAUAUCCAUUUUGUACUCGAGAGAAAUUAGUCAUGUUUUUUUCUUUUCUUCGUUAUGGUUGGUGGGGGCAGAACAAUUUGUGCAGACACCGAACGAAGAACAUCGCUCAACCACAGUGAUGAACCAAACCGGUACACUAAACCGGACAGACACCAUCAAGUGGCCUACCAUCAUCAUCUGCUUCAUCUUGGUCAUAACAGGUCAAUCCAUUGCAAAACUCCUCGAGAACUACUACUACCUCCAUACAACCAACAAACUGAAACGUCGAGCCACAUGGUUUCAAUCUCUCCUUCAAGUCAUCGGGUUCCCCUUCCUCCACACUCCUCUCUACUUCCUCCUUUAUCCCGACCCUAGGAAACCGAACCAACUUCUCCUUCUUCCGACCGAACCUCUCUCAGACUCCUCACCCUACUUUACCCUGGUAUCGGCGUGGGCAUGGUGUUUCACGCAAGACUAUACACCAAAGGUGAUGUAGCGGAAACCUUAUAAAAUAUAACUAGAGAUCCGUUGAUUCUUAAAAUACCCGGAAAACUAGGAUAAUCACAAAGAUCUUAUUUAGUCUAAAAAUACUUAAGAUCAAUGUCUUUUUUAAUUCGUUGAGAUCACCUAUGAUCUACCGAAAACAAGAAACAAAAGAGAAAUCUCUUAACUUUUAUUAAUAAUCAAUCAACUGAAUACAAACUUAAGCCUAAACGGCUAUAUAUAAGAAAACCUUAAAACCCUAAAACAAUAAAGAUAACUAUCUAAAUUUAAUAUAAUAUUCCAAAUAUCUUCCAGGCUAUGGUUUUAUGUAGUUUAUGAGUUGAUUGAUUAUUAAUAAAAGUUAAGAGAUUUCUCUUUUGUUUCUUGUUUUCGGUAGAUUAUAGGUGAUUUCAACGAAUUUAAGAAGACAUUGAUCUUAGGUAUUCUUAGAUUAAAUAAAAUCUUUGUAUUAUUCUAGUUUUCCGAGUAUUCUCAUAAUCAACGGAUUUCUAGUUCUAUUUUAUAAAAUUUCCGCUACAUCAGUUAGUAUUGAUAAACAUAUGGUAAUCCUCAUUUUGCCCUUCUUCAAGAUUCAUAUUCAAGUAAGAGUCUAUUCUAAUACUUCCAUCUACUGAUUCCGUAAAAUGCUUCUUAUGUUUUCUUGACAUUGCACACAUUUACAAUAAGCAAAUUUAGAAAACACAGAAAUGAGGUAUCUACUUCAGGGGAAAGUAACUAACCAUCUAAGACUUCAACGAAACCACCUUCAGUUAAGUUCUCAUAUAGUUCAUAAAGAUUACAAAUUUUGCUCAUUUUAUUUCAUGAUGAAUAAGUCAAGCUUAUUAGUUCACAGAUUUUCUAGUCAAUAUAUAUAUAAAUAAAUUGAAAAAAUCCCUUAGACCUUUAGUUUAGUCCAGAAACUAAACUUGUUUCUAAUUCAAGUAAAAGAAGUACUAACAUAUAUAGGCAUAUCUUGCACACACUUAAUUUGUAGGAUUGUGAUAUCACUCUUUAAUAAGUAGCCUAGCGAAAUAAUUUAUUAACAAACUAAAUUAUUCCUUAUGUUUUAUUUAAAAUAAAUAAUGUGUCAAAUAUCGAUACAAACAAUAUCUAUUUCUGUUUAUCAGCAAAAAGUAAUAUGGUUACUUUAUAAAACCGACAAAAUCAAGUUAUAUAAAGUACUUCUUUUGCAGGCUUUUACUUGUUUUGCUAAUUUCGCUACGUUACUAUAUCUAAAUAACCUUAUAUUUUUCCACUAUUUAUUUGUAGCUGUUUAAUAUUACAAAUCCAUAAUUUUAUACUGGAUUGGAAUGCGUUCACACGUCAAUUACUUAAUAGUGACAUAUUUUUUUAUAUUUCCCAAUCACGGAUACCCACUUAUCUAUCUCUCUUUUGUUAUGAGCAAAAUCUCACUUCUCUCUCUCUGUCUGCUGAUCUUACCAUCCUUUGUGCCAAAAAGAGAAGGGUCUCUCAAGAGACAAGUGUUAGGAUUACAAAGACAACACCAGCUUCCUCUUCUCGACACGACCCUCCGUCAUGUCUGCGCCAGCUAUGUCCUCUCCUUGCCAGUUGCCACGUUUUAAUACUCCCUUCCACUAUAUAUACACACACUUACAUUUCCUCAUGUCUUGCCUUGUCACUCACCAAAAGUCGUCAAAUAACAACUCCUUCGAGCUGUCAACAUCAGCAUAUGUCAUCCAUAGAACCAAACGUAAUGAUGGUUGGUGCAAAUAAGAAACAACGAACGGUCCAAGCUAGUUCAAGGAAAGGCUGUAUGAGAGGAAAAGGUGGACCUGAUAACGCGUCUUGCACAUACAAAGGCGUUAGACAACGCACUUGGGGCAAAUGGGUCGCUGAGAUCCGUGAGCCUAACCGAGGAGCUCGUCUUUGGCUCGGCACUUUCGACACCUCCCGAGAGGCUGCCCUGGCUUAUGACUCCGCAGCUCGUAAGCUCUAUGGGCCUGAGGCUCACCUCAAUCUCCCUCAGGAGUCCGUAAGAAGUUACCCUGAAACGACACAAACGCCAAGCAGCAACUCGGGUGGAAAAAGCGACUGCUGGGUCAACAAGGAGUCGCCUUGUUCAUCUAACGAGAUGUCAUCGUGGGGAACGAGAGAGGAGAUAUCAUGGGAAAAUAUGAACGCUGAUUUGCCGGUAACGGAUGAUUCUUCUAUAUGGGAAGAAGCUACAAUGUCGUUAGGGUUUCCGUGGGUUCAUGAAGGAGAUGAUAAUUUUUCUGCGUUUAAUACUUGUAUUUCCGGUGGCUAUUCUAAUUGGGAUUCCUUUAAUUUCCCCAUUUUCAGGUUUCACUAAACUCUCUUAAUUAUAAAGACCUUAUCAUAUACAAUACACAAAAUAUACGUAAAAUAAUCUGUGAUAGGAAUAUGUCUUUAAUAAGCAUACAGCAUGUGUAAAAUAUACAUCAGCUCCGUGUUAUAUAUAUGUACAUGUACAUGUGGUUGUCUGUAGUGUAAAGCAGAUUCUUUCGAUUGUUUGUCAAUCCGCCCCGCUCCGAAUCAUUUUUUUCGAUUCAAAAACUCAACCCGCAUAACCUGCACAACAAAAACUUUUAUAUCAGUAUCCGUUCUGCCAAAACUCGCGGGUAACCCGUCAAAUCUGCGAGUAAUAUUAAUUAUAUUAAAAAUAGUUAUUUUAAUUAAAAAUGAUUAUUUUCUAAUUAUAUAAUAAUUAUUUUUAAUUUAUAUAAUGGUUAUUUUUAAAAAAGCUAUUAAAAUAAUAUAUUUUUAAUUAAAAUUCUAUAAAUGUUUAUUUAUUUUUUUUUAUUUUACGAAAAAUGAUUUUUUGAAGAAUUUUUUUUUUUUUAAUUUGUGGAUUGGCGAGUAUCCGCGACUCAAAUUUGGCUGAGCCGCACCCGCUCCGCUCAAAACAAUCUCAAUCCGUACCUGCGAUUUAAAAAUUUCAAAUUGUUCGAUCCGCACCCGUUCCCCGACGGGUCAAAUGAGGCGGGACCCGCGGAUAAUAAUUCAAAUUUCCAGCUCUAAGUGCAAUGUAUUUUUUCAAUGAAAACGUGAAUUACGUUGUGUAACGGUCAGUGGAAGACUGCAUAUUUCUCUAUUUCCUGUGGGCUUUGCCUAUUGUCUCGUUUGUUGUGUUGUAUCUUUUUUGGUUGUUGUUAUCUCUUUCCAUCUUUUACCUUGGCUAACUUCACGUGUAACCUCUUGCGUUCCUUACUAGCACUGCAUGAUAAAUUGGUAAUGCACAUGUGGCUCGUUUGUGCGUGGCGCGACAAUAUAUCUUGGCCCAUAUUUACGGUAGCCACGUAGUCGUCGAUGCAAACACCAAAUCCUGAGCCAUAUAGCCCACUAACAUACACUAUAAUUUUGGCUGGAUACCUGAUGCACUCUCUGCUCAUAGAGGUAUAGUGGCAUAUGAAGAGAAAAUAUGAUUGAUAUUUUAAAAGUGUUUUUUGGUAAAAAUAUUUUGAUAAGUUGAAUUCAGUUUUGACCUUUUUAUUAAAAUUCAAUUUCAAGAUUAUGGAUUCUUGAAUAUUAAAUCAACUUUUAACAAAUCAUCCUUUUCUUACUUGAAUUCAGAUAAAACCUAUCCAAAUUAAAUAUCCUGACAGUGAUAAUAAUCGAAAGCAUAAAUGCAAAUUAUAACGUUCUAUUGAUGAUAGAAAAGCCAAGAAAAACCACAAGAAAUGUAAUAAAAGGCAUAAAUAUUUCAGCCAAAUAUAAUAAUAUUGAGAAGUCCCAGUCCAAAGUUCCCAUAGUCUUCAUCAUCACUAUCAUCAACAUCAUCAUCACCACCAUCCUCAUGAACAAUGAUGUCUCAUCCACCAUUUUCCCUCUCAAAAACCUUUCGUAGGUAAUUAAAUAUCAA